CUAAGGUUGCAUUUUCGCAUCGCAUCCAUAGCCUAUAUUGCCAACAUGAACUUUUUCACUGCUCUCCAACUCUUUACCUUAUUUACUCCAGCAUUUGCAUUCCCUCACCUGAGUCCUAAAGGCGUUGAGGCCAUACAAGCCCGCCAAAACUGGGAGCCGAGACCAUGGAGAGCGCCAAGUGCCAACGAUGCUCGUGGCCCUUGCCCUGGCCUGAACACUCUCGCUAACCAUGGUUACCUCCCAUCAAGCGGACGUGAGAUAACCCUCGAGAUCCUGAGUAACGCUAUGCUCGAGGGCUAUAACAUCGCAAAAAGCGACGCCGUGUUGCUCUUCACGCAAGCCGUGCGCACCAACCCCAAGCCGCUGGCCCGAACUUUCGACCUCGAUACACUCGGUCGCGAGGGCGUGUUGGAGCAUGACUUCAGUCUCAGUCGCUCCGACCGCUUCUUCGCUGACCCACUCCCAUUCAACGAGACCAUCUGGGCCGAAACAGCUUCGUUCUUCACGACGCCUGAGAUCACGAUCAAGCAACUAGCCGAUGCACGCAUGGCGCGAUUAGCGACUUCCGAGCGCACGAACCCGGAACACAAGACCUCGCUGUUGGCGGAUGGAUUUAGCUGGGGUGAAUGUGCGUCGUUUUUCGAGAUCAUGGCUGACGGGACGACGGGAACUGUCAGAAAAGAUUUUAUUGAGUAUUGGUUCCGGAAUGAGCGCAUGCCGACCGAGCUUGGGUGGACUCGACGUCCAACGAUUAUGGAAAGUGCAGAGCGGGUGAAGUUUUCGCGCAUGUUGAAGGAAGCUGCUGGCGUGGGUGGAGGGUUCACGGAUCCCUUUGGUUCGAAUUAG
This is a messenger RNA of Periconia digitata, 846 nucleotides long. The record is from the annotation of a GenBank genome assembly. NCBI's taxonomy places the organism in Eukaryota, Fungi, Ascomycota, Dothideomycetes, Pleosporales, Periconiaceae.